AAAACAAAAACACGAGUGGAAACUUUUAAACAAGAGAGGGAGAGAGCGAAAUGGCGACGUCGGGAACAUACGUGACGGAGGUACCGUUAAAAGGAACAGCAGAGAAACACUUCCAGAGGUGGAGGAACGAGAACCAUCUCUUCCCUGACGCUGUUGGCCACCACAUCCAAGGUGUUUCUGUUCACGACGGCGAAUGGGACACUCACGGAAGCAUCAAGAUUUGGAACUACACAUUGGGAGAUGGAAAGCAAGAGGAAUUCAAGGAGAGGAGAGAGAUGGACGAUGAGAAUAACACAAUGAAGGUUGUAGGACUGGAAGGUCACGUGAUGGAGCAGCUCAAGGUGUAUGAGAUCGAUUUCCAAUUUAUUCCCAAGUCUGAAGAAGAUUGCAUCUGCAAAAUCACUAUGAUAUGGGAGAAGCGCAACGAUGAUUUCCCCGAACCAAGCAGCUACAUGCAACUCCUCAAGAGCAUGGUUAUUGAUAUGGAGGACCACGUCCUUAAAGCUUAAUCAACAUCACCAUCAUCCCUAUAUGUUUAUUAAGUUGUUUUCAAUUAUAUCUAAUAAAGUGUGUUUCCUUUCGGAAUGCUAUAUUUUCAAUUAUAUAUAAUAAAGUGUGUUUCCUUUCGGAAUACUAUAUACGUACCAUGUGGUUUCUUAAAUCAAUAUAUAAGAAAAUGGGUCUUGUGGAGUUACUUUCUGUAGCAUAUACCUUUAGAUGUUGACAUCUUUUCCAUUCAAGAUACACUUGGAGACUAAAUUUUACGGUUUCAAGAUGAUCUAAAGCUUACCAAUUGAAGGGAACUGAAAUAUUUGUAAUAUAUAACAAAACUUCUCAAAUUCUUUUAUUUUCAUGUCGUAUUUAUUGUAAAACUGUUUUU
Arabidopsis thaliana (thale cress) is the source of this 880-nucleotide messenger RNA. Its product is annotated as Polyketide cyclase/dehydrase and lipid transport superfamily protein. NCBI's taxonomy places the organism in Eukaryota, Viridiplantae, Streptophyta, Magnoliopsida, Brassicales, Brassicaceae. The coding region runs from base 51 to 509 and encodes 152 amino acids. Gene Ontology annotation, cellular component: cytoplasmic stress granule. The record is from RefSeq and is marked reviewed. Gene Ontology annotation, biological process: defense response. The transcript is spliced from 2 exons.